Molecule: messenger RNA, 2554 nt
Organism: Gymnodraco acuticeps
Lineage: Eukaryota; Metazoa; Chordata; Actinopteri; Perciformes; Bathydraconidae
Product: high-affinity choline transporter 1-like
Exons: 9
Coding region: 320-1957 (545 amino acids)
Biological process (GO): acetylcholine biosynthetic process; choline transport; transmembrane transport
Cellular component (GO): plasma membrane
Molecular function (GO): choline:sodium symporter activity
Source: RefSeq, a predicted model, not a curated record
CCCACUCAAUCUAUCAAGACCCGAGCAGUUCUAUUAGAUAUAGGAUAAGAAACAGAGAUAGGGAGCACAACAACCUAUCUCUUCAUGCACUCCCCCGCUUAUCUAAGCGACUCUACCCAGAUAAUAAAGAUAAUAUCAGAUAAGGCUUAGUCAUGGUCAAUGGUUGCUUUAGGUCGAUCUUUGUGUUGUCCUUUAUAGAUGGAUCUGAACGUUUCCAUUUAUAACACUGUGCUACCAGAGAACAUUUAAAGACCAUUGCAUUACUGACUGACUACACUCCUUUGCUUAUGUAACGAAAAGUGAGGGCUACGAUACAAUCAUGGCAGUGAAUGUUCCUGGACUGGCGGCCGUGGUGGUUUUUUACAUCGUCAUCCUGGUUAUUGGGAUCUGGGCAUCUCGAAAGUCCAAGAAAGUGGAGAAAACAUGUGCUGGCACAAAAAGCGAGGUUGCCAUUGUUGGUGACCGCAACAUCAGUGUCCUGGUCGGGGUUUUCACCAUGACAGCAACAUGGGUUGGUGGAGGUUACGUCUUGGGAACUGCUGAGGCUGUUUAUUCUCCGUCUCAAGGUCUCAUCUGGGCCAUGGGGCCUCCUGCAUAUCUUACCAAUUUUGUUUUGGGAGGAUUGUUUUUUGCAAAACCUAUGAGGUCAAAGCGCUACGUGACGAUGUUAGACCCGUUUCAGCAUCGCUAUGGAAACAUGCUCACUGCAACACUCCUGCUUCCUGCUUUGAUGAGUGAUAUUUUGUGGGUUGCCUGCAUUCUCGCUGCUCUGGGAGGAACGAUGAGCGUCAUUCUUGGUCUGUCAUCUGCCCUCUCGAUCAUUAUCUCUGCAGGUGUCUCCAUCACCUACACAUUUCUAGGGGGAUUCUACUCUGUGGCAUAUACUGACAUCAUCCAGCUGUCCUUCAUCUUUGUCAGCCUGUGGCUCUGUAUUCCUUUUUUGUUACUUAGUCCUGCAGUUGCUGACGUCUCACAUACAAUCAACCUGAACCAAACCAUUGGAACCUCCUGGGUCGGAGAGUUGAAGUUGGAGGAUGCAGGAAAAUGGGCGGAUGAGAUGCUGUUAUUGGCUUUAGGCGGACUGGCCUAUCAAGCUCUAUACCAGAGGAUCCUCUCCGCAGCCUCCUCUGCUCAGGCUCAGGUCACCUGCUUCGCUGCUGCUGGAUCUGUUUUUAUUAUGGGAAUCCCCUCAGUUAUCAUUGGAGCAGUGGCUUCGACUGCAGACUGGAACCAGACAGCGUAUGGUCUACCCCCUCCUUUUGAGCGAGGGGAAGCGGGGAAGAUCCUGCCUCUGGCCCUGCAGCACCUCACCCCCACCUGGUUGUCAGUGUUGGGCAUUGGCUCUGUGGCCGCAGCAGUUAUGUCCUCAAUGGACUCUGUGCUGCUGUCCUCAGCAUCCAUGUUUACACAAAACAUAUACAAGAUGACUUUGAGGAAGCAGGCCUCGGAGCGGGAGUUGCAGUGGGUGAUCCGUAUCAGCGUGCUGGUGGUUGGCCUGGCAGGAACAGGCCUGGCCUUUGGUGAUGACAGCGUGUUCGGCCUCUGGCUGGUAAGCGGUGACCUCCUCUACUGCGUCCUCUUCCCGCAGCUCAUCUGCGUGCUGCACUGCGGCUUUGCCAACAGUUACGGAGCCUUCAGCGGCUUCACAAUGGGACUGCUGCUGCGUGCUCUGAGCGGGGAACCGCUGCUGGGGAUCCCCGCUGUCAUCCUGUACCCCGGCUGGAGGGAGGUGGACGGUGUCAUCAUACAGUACUUUCCCUUCAGGACUCUCGCCAUGCUUGCCUCCUUGACAGGUGUUAUUGCAGUUUCCUGGCUGGUGCAGUUAGGCUUUUAUCACAAACUAAUUCCUCAGUCCUGGGAUUUACUGGGGGCGUUUGAAGAGAAAACAAAGGGACAGGAGGAGGAAGUACCUGUUCCUUUGGAGGAAAAGAACAACAUCCUUAAUACAAAAUUAUAGUGUUAGUACAAUCUCAGCCAAAGGAUACCUAAACCUUUUUUUAUGCAAAAUUCCUACCAACAUUCUUCUCUGCACAGACUAUUUCCGCACAAUCUUACAUGUAUUGUACACUUCACCUUUAAUACUGAUGUAAAUGCUUUAUAUUCACCAAGUUCUGAACAGCAUUAUGUGGAGAGUAUUUCAAAGGGGCAGUUUAUACACUCUAAAAACAAAUGCCUUGGCUCAACAAAGAAAAUCAACGCAACAGUUUGCAUCGAUCUUUAUUGAGUUAAGACAACUUCUAAUGAAAUUGUCUUAAAGCAACAAAGUUAUUUGAGUUAGGGGAGAAGGCUUUUCCUCUACAAUCAGAGGUGUUUUUAAUUACCACUUACUUAAUAAUUGGUCGCAUAAAGACAAGUUUUGAAAAAGAUGAAGUUGUUCCAACUAGUUUUACCACAUGAUUUAAAAGGAAUUGUAAGUUGUAUGUACUUAAUUACCCUCAUUCGGGAUACAAGUUUUUAAGUUGAUUACUCCAAAAAUUAAGUUGCUCCAACUUGUUUUACCGUAUGAUUUAAAAGGAAUUUUAAGUUGUAUGUACUUAAUUACCAUCAUUGUGAA